Messenger RNA from Aspergillus luchuensis, 363 nucleotides. RefSeq lists its product as uncharacterized. NCBI's taxonomy places the organism in Eukaryota, Fungi, Ascomycota, Eurotiomycetes, Eurotiales, Aspergillaceae. The transcript has a single exon. The coding region runs from base 1 to 363 and encodes 120 amino acids. The record is from RefSeq and is a predicted model, not a curated record.
AUGUGUCGCCAGUACUUUAUGGUCUAUGAAUGGUGCCGAUGUGAAGAAGAUGCCGGCCAACAGCUCUGUUCCUCGCGCAACAAUGAGAACAAUUACUGUCCCGAAACGUCCAUUCAGUUGGUCCACAUGCACUGUUUCUGCUACGGACACGCAACCCACGGCUUUAAGUCGGAACGCAAGUUGCGCAAGCAGGAGCGCAAACAGGAUCGCAAACGCUUCUCAAUGCUGAGCUUUACAGACAAGAGCGACAGGAGCGACAGGAGCGAGCCCAGCGCCUCCAGCGAGACCAGCGAGCAAAGCUUGCCGACUCCACGGAAGAAGCGAUGGUCCUUGUUCGCUAGCUUACGGUCGCGGACCUUUUAA